Molecule: messenger RNA, 1687 nt
Organism: Pollicipes pollicipes
Lineage: Eukaryota; Metazoa; Arthropoda; Thecostraca; Pollicipedomorpha; Pollicipedidae
Product: collagen alpha-1(I) chain
Exons: 9
Coding region: 27-1433 (468 amino acids)
Biological process (GO): extracellular matrix organization
Cellular component (GO): collagen type IX trimer
Molecular function (GO): extracellular matrix structural constituent conferring tensile strength; protein binding
Source: RefSeq, a predicted model, not a curated record
CUCGUCGAGACCCGCCCCGCCGGGAGAUGGCCGCCCACGGCUGCCUGCUGACGACGGCCGUGCUGCUGGCGGCGGCCGCGGCGCUGGCCGACGCCCGCCACCACAGGAACUUCUGUCCGGUCACCGUGCAGCGUCAGGUCACGUGUCGCGUGAAGAACGGCACCGAGGAGUACGACGGCACGGACUACUCGAAAUGCUAUCGUACUGGCAACUGGAAUGACUGUCGGCACACUGUGAGGCGGCGCCGGCCGAAGUACGUCACCUCAUUCAAGAUGGUGAAUCGGGUCCAGUACCGCUGCUGUCCGGGCUUUGAAGGGGAGCACUGCACGGAAGCCUGCUUCACCUGCAACGACUUCACCCACGUCCUCAGUCGCGUGACCACGCUGGAGACGUUCGUCGGCAUGAGGACGCCGUCCGGUAUUCCCGAACCUGGAUACACCUCACCGGCGCGGGGAGACAUCCCGGCGGAGGAGGAUGACCGGCAAACGAACCGGCUGCCGCCGGCCUGCGACUGCCCGCCAGGGCCGCAGGGGCCGCCGGGACCGCCGGGACCGCCCGGCCGGGUGGCCUCGGCGCGGUCCGACGGUCCGGGUCUACCCGGUGUGCCCGGCAUGCCAGGGAGGGACGGGCUCCCGGGAGAGCCAGGUCGGUCGGGCCCAGAGGGUCCGCCGGGCUUGCCAGGUCUGCCAGGGCCCGCUGGACCGCCAGGACCCGCCGGACCGUCAGGGGUACCCGGUGAGGCGGCGGAGGGUGGCGGCAGGGCCGCGCCCGGCGCCGGCACCUCGUUCGAGCCGGGACCGCCGGGUCGGACGGGUCCAGCCGGUCUGCCCGGACCGCGAGGACCGCCCGGACUGCAGGGAGACCCCGGUCUGCCGGGUGUGGUCGGUCGGCCGGGCCCCACUGGAUCUGAUGGCGCGCCUGGAGAGCCGGGCCCGCCCGGAGGGCAGGGCUUCCCCGGCCCGCCCGGGCUGCCGGGAGCCAGCGGCGCCACCGGUCUGGACGGGCCGCCGGGACCGGUGGGACCGGUGGGAGCCCCCGGCCUGCCCGGACUGCCCGGCACCGCGGCCGGCGAACCGACCGGCGGCGCCUCCGCCGCCGAGACGGCGCAGAUGAGGGCGCAGAUCACCGACCUCAACGGCCGGGUGCAGACGCUGGAGCGCCAGCUGCAGGAGCUCAGCGAGAGCGUCCGGGCGCUGGCCGAGUCGUCGGACGGCUUCGACCCGGGCUUCUCAACCGGCGACGACGAGGACGGCGGCCAGGGCAGCGGCCUGGUGCCCGACGACUACGACUACUUCGACGGCGACUACGCCGACUACGGCGCCCGUGAGCGGCGCGGCUCGCGGCGCGCCGCCGCCGGCCCCAGCGGGACGCGCGCCGGGGCGGCCCGGCUCGCUGCCGCCAAGAGUGGCCGACUACGACAGCAGCAGCUGUAGCCGCCGCCGCGCCGCCGCGCCGCCGUUACGCGACCCCGCCCACUGCCGAUUUGUACGUGUCCGGCCGUCUGCCGCGGGCCGUCAGCGCGCCGGAGUCUUUCGCGCCCCGCCUGCUUCUGCGCGGCCGUCGCGCGCCGCCGGAGCCGACCGCGCGCGCCGUAGCGUGGCGCACCUGCGCUCGGCCCGGGCGGGGAGCCCGCCCAAGCGUCAAUACACUAGGACCGGCUGGCUGGCGGUCUUCGGAGUGCCGCGUU